Spinacia oleracea (spinach) is the source of this 2145-nucleotide messenger RNA. RefSeq names its product zinc finger CCCH domain-containing protein 2-like. The transcript has a single exon. Lineage: Eukaryota; Viridiplantae; Streptophyta; Magnoliopsida; Caryophyllales; Amaranthaceae. Gene Ontology annotation, molecular function: metal ion binding. Bases 462 to 1748 code for a protein of 428 amino acids. The record is from RefSeq and is a predicted model, not a curated record.
UCGACGCACGUACUUGAUGCGAAAGGGAAAAAACAAAAAUGAAUUGUAACAAUUUUUUUAUCAGUUCCAUAACCCGACAAAAAAUGAAACUUUAAAAAUUUAGAAUUUAAAAAACAUAAAAAAGAAUAGUAGGCAUAGUGAUGAAAAUCCACCGAGCACAAGACAAGAGGGUUAACAGCAGAUGGCUUGGCGUGGUACAAUGCUAUAUGAAGCUGCCACAUACUUCCUUUUGCAUGCUCUUUCCUAAUACUAUGCAGCCACGCAUUUCUGUCACCAUACCUUCCCUCUUCCUCUUCUCAUUCUCUCUCCUCUUUAUAAAAUCAUCAUUUCCCCUUUCUUCCUUUCCAAAAUUCACAAAACCCCAUCAAUUCAAUUUCUUGUAUAACCCUCUUUCUCUCUCUCCAAAUUGUGUUCAUUAUUUCAAGUUUGUUUGUUUUUAUUGUGUUUUUGUUUGAAGAAUUAUGGGAAGUGUGUGUGCUGAACAUCACCACCAUCACCACGGUGGUGGGUACAAAUUCCACCCUCUCAUGUCCCCCAAGAAAGCCCUCCAAGACCUCAACAUUCCUCCAAGGAAGCUCCUAUCCCGUCGCAGCGACGCGUCGUCGCUGUCGUCGUCGGCUGAUUACUUUUCUCCUUCUUCUGAAGCUGCGGCAGCCAUGAUGCAUAAGUUCCUCCCUUGCAACACCACCAACAAUGGUGGUAGUGGUGAUUCCUCCUCCUCUAACGGCGGUGGUGAUGGAUCUGAUAACGGUGUGUUUGACCCUGAUGAUGAUCCGUACUCUUCCGACGAGUUUCGGAUGUAUGAGUUUAAGGUGAGGAAGUGUACUCGUAGCCGUUCUCAUGACUGGACUGACUGUCCCUUCUCCCACCCUGGAGAGAAGGCCCGCCGUCGUGACCCUCGGCGGUUUCAUUACUCGGGCACCGUCUGCCCCGAGUACCGCCGCUCAGGGAGUUGCUCGAGAGGAGACGAGUGUGAAUUUGCUCAUGGUGUUUUCGAGUGUUGGCUACACCCAGCUAGGUACCGCACUGAAGCGUGUAAAGACGGGAAGAAUUGUAAGCGUAAGGUUUGUUUCUUCGCUCACUCGCCUCGUGAGCUUCGAGUCCUCCCCGCCGAAGAAGACGGCGAUGAGAAGGAUAGUUGCUGUCACAGAGGGAAACGAGAUGAUCAUCACCAUCAUCAACACCAACACCAACACCAACAACAUUGUUGUAGGUAUUGUUGUACACUUUCUCCUACUUCUACUUUGUUAGGAUUAUCAAACUUCUCCCCACCAAUGUCGCCUAUGAAGGCGGUCGGAGCACGGGGUCUAUCCGGAUUCUCCCGGUACUCGGACCGGGUCUCUGCAUGUGGUACUAAGGGUCUUAGUUAUGAAGAUAUAGUAAUUGCUGAACUUUUGGGUUCGUUGGAGGGUAUGUCCCUCAACGACGCCGCCGCAAUGACCACCCCCAACAAAACUACUCACGGCCGCGGUCUAUGGGUUGAUGUAGGAGACUACGAUUCAGGUUCCGGUAUCGGCUGCGGCGGAGACGAAUAUCAGCAUUUCCAACAGCACACACCACAACAACAGCAGCAACAAAUGCAGUUUACCCUCUCACCUUCAACACCAAUUAACCAACAAUCUGUUUUCUCUUCACCAAGGAACAAUGUUAACUACUUCAAUGGUAACCCCGAAUCUUCGGUUUCAGUUCCUACCAUUGUUACUGAUGAGAGUCCGGAUCUUGGUUGGGUUAAUGAUCUUUUAAUGUAGAUGAUGAUUUUGGUGUUUGAUGAUCAAAAGAUGGUGAAAUUUUUAAUAAAAAAAUAAGUCAGCCGGUGUACAUAAUCUCGGCGACGGGUGGUACGUAACGAACGUAACAAGGUUAUUUUGGUAUGAUGGACCUUUCUAGAGAAGAAGUUGUGUAUUGGAGAUAAACUAGAAGGGGAUUUUCCAUUAUGUAUUAUUAUUUUGGUGCUUCAUUAUGUUUAGAUUUUUGUUAAAUAAUUAAAAAUUAAUCCUUCGGAUUUGUAUUUUAAUUUUUCCACGAAUUGCUAUAUAGUAUUAUUACUAGGGCUUUUCCUAUGUAUGUAACAAAUUAUGGGAUGGAUUUGUAAUUUUCAUUUUUCAUUUUUCAUUUUUCAUGUAAUUGAUAUUAAGCUUUGUAUUA